AGUAGAAACCGGAAGUUGGCCGAGCUGCUGUAAUUUAAAAGGGGCCAUGGGUAACAUGGAGAGCGUGGUGGUCCAGAAGAGGAUGGCCCGCUUCCGGCCUGAAGAGCGGCCUGUGGUGGAGGGGGUGUUCAACCGGCUCCAGGGGGGGGCUGGGGGCCCGGCAGGAGCCCCUGAGAAGACGCCAGCAGGGAAGACUCUAACACUUGAGAUGCUGCAGUGCUCGAUGGGCAGCCUGGCACCAGACUCCAUGAUUAGGAGAAUCUACCAGUGCUUGUGUGGCAUCGACCCAGGACUGGCAUCGCCCGCAGCCUCUGGGAAGACGAGCCCCUCCGCUGCGUCUGGAGUCGGCCGUGAGCAGAUGGUCAUGUUCCUGGCUGACACCCUGCGGGGAACGGCGGAGGAACGGGCUCCUCUGGUCAUGGCCAUGUCCCGUCGUGGAGCAGAGGCCGCCGUCACACGUGAGCAGGUCGCAGAGUUCCUGCAGGACCUAAUCUCUGCUGUAGUUCAGAUUCUGGUCCACAGAGGGCGCCUGCAGGGCUGGAAGCCGGAGAGAAUGGGUGACGUCUCCCGGGGGGUCGAGCUCCUGGCAGAGCAGAUGUGUUCUGAACUCAAACCUGCAGAGGAAGGAGGUUGUGAUGUUUCCUGCCUGGAGGACUGGAUCUUCAGGGUCUCCCAGGUCUCCUUGUACCUGGAGAUGCUGGUAGCUGAAGGACUGAACGUGUCUCUGAGUGGACGGCCGGCCCCCACCCUCCUCCCCCCCUGCAGGGACACACCCUGGAAAGAUCUCAAGUGUCUCCUGGACCUUCCCACCAUCAUGUUUCUGGCCCCACAGUUGCCAGACAGCUACAGCGCCCCCUGGAGGCUUGUGUUUUCCACACAGCUGCACGGGGAGAGCUUCACCAGGAUGGUGAUCGGCCUGACGAAGCACGGCCCCACGCUGCUGCUGGUCAGAGACUCCAAGGGCCACGCGUUCGGGGGCUUCGCCUCCCACCGCUGGGACGUCAAGCCCCAGUUCCAGGGUGACUCCAGAUGCUUCCUGUUCACUGUGCUCCCCCGACUCAGAGUUUACACAGCAACAGGAUACAACCAGCACUUCAUGUAUCUCAACCAGAAUCAGCAGACCAUGCCCAACGGACUGGGUAUGGGGGGGCAGCACGGCUACUUCGGCCUGUGGCUGGAGCGAGACUUUGGCCGCGGUCACAGCCGGGCCCGACCCCGGUGCACCACGUACGGCAGCCCGCAGCUCUCCGGGGAGGAGGACUUCACCGUGGACUCAGUGGAGGUGUGGGCAGUCGGAAAACCCCCGGAGCCAGAGGAGGACGAGGAGGUGGACGGAAAGAAGAAGAAGAGCGUCCUGGACGUGGACCCGGAGCUCCAGGCCAUGAUGGAGAUGUCGGGGAAGACGCUGCACAGUCAGGGCCUCAGGGAGCCAGAGGAGGACGACGAGCACUGAGGGCCAACGGGCCCCUGGUUCACCUGCUGCUCACACAUGAUGGGAUUCGAUCAUUUUACAGAACUGGAUCACAUCCCAUCAGACUUAAAGACGUGCUGCAAGAUGCUGCUGGCUCCACAAGACACUCUCACAAUGUAAACCAGGCUAAGCUAAGCUAAGCUAAGCUAGGCUAAGUCCGAUCUGACGACUGAAAGGCUCCAGUGUGCAGGCGCCAGACGGAUCAUCAGCGUGGACGUGUUUGAUUCCAGCUGCACUGUGUGAUAGAAGAAGACUGAAGAUUUCUCUAUAUAUAUAAUCUAUCUGUCAGAAAAGUGGGAGGGGCCUCAGUCAACCAGAAAGUACAGAAUCCAGAUCAUCACCUGAAGAUCGAAAUAAAAGAGUGAGAUUGUCUCUGUGUGUGUGUGUAUGUGUGUGUGUGUGUGUGAGUGAGUGUGCGUGUAUGUGUGUGCGCGCGUGUGUGUGCAAUAGAAUAAUAUAAACAAUUACAGAGAUAUGUAUUUACUGCAUUAUACAUCUGUCACUACUGAUAGAAUAUUAUGGGUUCAGAAAGUACAUGAACAAAUUGAUCGUAAAUAGAUUAUAAUUGAACAAAUUUAACAUAUUUAUGAUGUGUUACUGUAGUUGUGCAUAUGUAUAAGGAUAUGAAAUAUAUAUAUACAUACAUUUGUAUAUGUACACACAUACACACAUACGUAAAUAGUGGAAGUAAUGGUGUUUGGUUGAGGUCUUGUGAUAUGAAACUGUGCAAUAUUAUAACAUUAUACUGGUGGUAAUAUGUGUGUGUGUGUGUGUGUGUGUGUGUCAACUUGUGUAGUUGUUUUAAUUAAAGUCUGGAGCUUCUUCCAAUUCA
Pleuronectes platessa (European plaice) is the source of this 2303-nucleotide messenger RNA. RefSeq names its product MTOR associated protein, eak-7 homolog (gene meak7). The transcript has 9 exons. Gene Ontology annotation, biological process: TOR signaling. NCBI's taxonomy places the organism in Eukaryota, Metazoa, Chordata, Actinopteri, Pleuronectiformes, Pleuronectidae. The record is from RefSeq and is a predicted model, not a curated record. Bases 47 to 1453 code for a protein of 468 amino acids.